AUGGAGCUUGACAACAAUUUGCUCACGACAUUUGUCGAAAGGUGGAGGAGAGAGACGCACACCUUCCACCUCCUCGAGGGAGAGGCGACAAUCACAUUGAAGGACAUCGCCUUGCUCACCGAUUUGUCAAUCAAUGGAGAAGCGAUAAUUGAGAGUUUGAAAAAAUCAGAAGCUAGUUGGGGGCCUUUCAUACUCGAACACUUGGGCAUCGAAGUCCCCACGGUAGCAGAAGCCGGCCACAAACCACCGCUGGAUAAGUCAAUGCUGUCAAUCCCGUGGCUUGUGAGCCACGUUGGUGCACUGGGGGAGAAUGCCACAGAGGAACAAGUCGACCGGUAUGCUUGCGUAUACAUUAUCGGGCUGAUUGGGGGAGUGUUGUUCCCCAACAAGUCCAAUAGGUAUAUGCAUUGCAUGUGGCUUCUGCUGCUAUUGGGAGAUUAG
Messenger RNA from Linum tenue, 441 nucleotides. Lineage: Eukaryota; Viridiplantae; Streptophyta; Magnoliopsida; Malpighiales; Linaceae. The record is from the annotation of a GenBank genome assembly.